Messenger RNA from Nicotiana attenuata, 2688 nucleotides. RefSeq names its product SNARE-interacting protein KEULE. The transcript is spliced from 21 exons. NCBI's taxonomy places the organism in Eukaryota, Viridiplantae, Streptophyta, Magnoliopsida, Solanales, Solanaceae. The coding region runs from base 306 to 2324 and encodes 672 amino acids. Gene Ontology annotation, molecular function: syntaxin binding. Gene Ontology annotation, biological process: intracellular protein transport; vesicle-mediated transport. The record is from RefSeq and is a predicted model, not a curated record. Gene Ontology annotation, cellular component: plasma membrane; secretory granule.
CGGCGUUGGACGGCGGCUACAUACCCGUUCGACCCGGUUCAAUCUCCCGACAAUGUGAAUAUCGGGUCAUAGUCAUAGCGUCGGAGACAAUUCAACUUUGGGGCUUUCAACAGUCAACGUUCGAAAUUUACCUCAUAUUACGACUCAACCCCUUUUUCUCUCUCUCUGUUGAUUGUUAAACCACUGAGAAUUUCAAAUUCGAUCACAAAGUCACAGCGAUCUGUUUGAUUGAUCCAUUAUUAAAGCUCACAAAGAGAGAGAUAUACAUACAUAUAAUUGAAACUAUUGUCGGUGAGAAUUAAAAAAUGUCGAUGUCUGAUUCCGAUACAUCGUCGCAGGGAAGCGAUUACAAGUACUUCCGGCAAGUUUCCCGUGACAGAUUACUAUAUGAAAUGCUCAGGUCAGCCAAGUCAAAAGACUCAAAAUCAGCAUGGAAGGUACUCAUCAUGGACAAACUAACCGUUAAAAUAAUGUCAUACGCAUGCAAGAUGGCAGAUAUUACAGAGGAAGGAGUUUCAUUGGUUGAAGACAUAUACAAACGACGGCAGCCACUCCCCUCAAUGGAUGCUAUAUACUUCAUCCAGCCAACAAAAGAAAAGUACCGAAUGCUCCCCUUUGUUGUGAUGUUUCUAUCUGACAUGGCUGGUAAAUCACCUUUGUACAGAAAGGCAUUUGUCUUCUUUAGUUCACCUAUUGCUAAAGAGUUGGUUAGUUACAUAAAGAGGGAUUCAAGUGUUCUGUCUCGCAUUGGUGCCUUGAGAGAAAUGAAUUUGGAGUAUUUUGCUAAUGAUAUCCAGUGUUUUACCACCGAUAAUGAGAGGGCGCUUGAAGAACUUUAUGGAGAUGAGGAAGGUUCUCGGAAGGGUGAUUUGUGUUUGAAUGUGAUGGCCAACCGUAUUGCUACAGUUUUUGCUUCGUUACGGGAAUUUCCUUAUGUGCGCUACCGUGCUGCGAAAUCGCUUGAUCCUACUACCAUGACAACCUUUCGGGAUUUAAUUCCUACGAAGCUUGCAGCUGCUGUUUGGAAUUCUCUUACAAAGUACAAAUCUACUCUUCCUCACUUUCCACAGACAGAAACAUGCGAGUUGCUUAUUCUGGAUAGAUCAGUAGACCAGAUUGCUCCCAUUAUACACGAGUGGACAUAUGACGCAAUGUGCCAUGACUUGUUAAACAUGGAGGGAAAUAAAUAUGUGCAUGAGGUUCCUGGCAAAGCAGGUGGCCCUCCUGAGAAGAAAGAGGUUCUUUUGGAGGAUCAUGAUCCUAUCUGGUUAGAGCUCCGCCAUGCACACAUUGCAGAUGCUAGUGAAAGGUUGCAUGAGAAGAUGACAAACUUUGUGUCAAAAAAUAAAGCUGCUCAAAUGCAUCAAGGUUCAAGAGAUGGUGGUCAAUUAUCUACACGGGAUUUGCAAAAGAUGGUUCAGGCUUUACCUCAAUACAGUGAACAAAUUGAGAAGCUUUCCCUCCAUGUUGAUAUUGCUGGGAAGCUAAACAGAAUUAUUAGGGAGUCAAGUCUAAAAGAAAUUGGACAAUUAGAGCAGAACCUUGUUUUCGGAGACGCAGGAACUAAGGAUCUGAUCAAUUUCCUGAGGGUUAAUCAGGAUGUGACACGGGAAAACAAGUUACGGUUAUUGAUGAUUUAUGCAGCCGUUCAUCCUGAGAAGCUUGAAAGCGACAAACUCUCCAAGUUAAUGGAGUUGGCGAGAUUGCCCCAAGAUGACAUGAAUGCUGUGUACAAUAUGAGAUUGCUGGAGGGAUCAUCAGAUAAUAAGAAAAGCUUACUAGGACCUUUCUCUCUCAAGUUUGACGUUCACAAGAAGAAGCACGCUGCUAGAAAAGACCGUACUGAUGAAGCAGCGACAUGGCAGUUGUCUCGUUUUUACCCAAUGAUAGAGGAACUUGUUGAAAAACUCAGUAAAGGGGAACUACCAAAGAAUGACUAUCCCUGCAUGAAUGAUCCAAGUCCAACUUUCCAUGGGACCUCUCAGUCUGCAUCAGUACAAGCAAAUCAAGUUCCAACUCCCCAUUCAAUGAGAUCAAGAAGGACGGCUACGUGGGCCCGCCCUCGAAAUUCUGAUGAUGGAUAUUCGAGUGAUUCAAUUCUGAGGCAUGCAUCAAGUGAUUUCAAGAAAAUGGGUCAACGUAUUUUUGUAUUUAUAGUUGGUGGGGCUACGCGAUCAGAGUUGCGGGCUUGUCAUAAGUUAACUACGAAGUUGAAGAGAGAAGUAGUUCUUGGUUCAUCUAGCCUCGAUGACCCUCCACAAUUCAUUACGAAAUUAAAGCUCUUGACUGCAGAUGAACUCUCGUUGGAUGAUUUGCAGAUCUAAAAAUGAAUUGCUGGAGGAGAUUGCAAGCAAAUUCUCUUAUUUCCCAGGCUACCUUUCCAUUUGUAAACAUACCGAACUACGUUGAUUCAUUUCCAUUUUUGACGUCUUUUAGUAGAUGUCUGGCACGCUGAAAGGGUAAUGCAGAGUUGCAGGAGCAUUCAGAUUCCCUAGAAUGUUAUGCCACAAGUAAUGCUUUAUCAAUGUGCCAAAAAAAAUGGGGUUUUGGGUGUGUUGUAUCAUUUUUUUAUGUCCCAUUCAAGACUGCAUUGUGUGUAUAAUGUCAUUUCUGUUAAUAUAGAGGGCCAUUUCGAAGAAAAAUGCUGUAAUUUGGUGUUUCUUUUGUUAGAAACUCUUUCUUGUUUCA